This is a messenger RNA of Protopolystoma xenopodis, 2088 nucleotides long. The record is from the annotation of a GenBank genome assembly. NCBI's taxonomy places the organism in Eukaryota, Metazoa, Platyhelminthes, Monogenea, Polystomatidea, Polystomatidae.
AUGCCUAGGUCCUACAAGAUUAGACGCAAUCGCUUUCGCUGGAAUAAGUCUGAUUUGUACGAUGACGUGCGCUAUGAAGCAGAUAGUCUCCAUAAUUACGUUCCGAAAAGACAUGACAGAGCAGGGAAGGCAAGGAAUCCGCGAAGAUCUAAUCCUUCCAAUGCUUUCGUAAAGCACGCUGUCCAAAUGAACUUGGUACAAAACAAUGUUUCUCCACCUUCUCAUUCCACCGGAUUGAUGCAGGGAGAAAUUUGGGUUCGUGUUAGAAUUGUAUCAGCUGCUGGUUAUUCUGUGGACUGGCUUCGCGAAGCGCUCAAUAGUGCUUGCGGUACUCAGUUUAGGCUCUACAACAUUAUGACCGAGUGUAAUAAUCGUGUUGUUUUCAUCAAGAUGCGCCAACGACAGCUUCCUGAGUGCCGAAAGAUGGUUCAAUCUGUGAGAGAUCCUAUUGAGGGUAAACCCUUGGUGAUUGACCUCACUGUCGUGCCUGAGCCUUCCGUACCCUCUCCAAAUAUCAAUCAGGAUGCAAAUUCUGAAAUAAUAGAUUCCUCGCUUCCAACUACUUGGCUCGAGGCUCUUCAACGCUGUUUUGUAGAACGCUUUCAAGCAACAAGUGCCUGCCUUGACCUAUCUAGUCUGCAUACGGAUCCUACCCUUCUCAGUCAAGGUCUUUAUCUGCCUCUUAACAAAUCAUCCGUCGCUGAUGCCUUAGUCAAUAUUCUAAGACAGAAUAAUGCUAAACUCUCCUCUCUCAAUCUUGCAAGCAACCGUCUAUCCAACUUGUAUGCCUUCUCCGGGCUUUGGAAAUCAGGUCCAUGCGCCAACCCUUACCCGGCGGUUUCAAUUCAGCGUUUAGAUCUUAGCGCCAAUCCUCUUUCUCAUCUAAAUCUCUUGCUCCCUCUACGUGGGAUCCAGAAUCUCGUGGAACUGGACCUAUCGGAUACUCCCGUCAUGCUUCGCAACGAGACUAAUGACAAAUCAUUGGCUGCCUUUGCGUUUUCUCUUGCUCUCUAUGUGGUCUUGUCACUUGGAUCAAUCGACAAAACCCUCUUCCCCUCUCCAAUCGAGGCAGAAGAAUUCGGCAAUGGACAGGAGCUUCCAGCCACCAUCCAAUUUGCAGUUGAACAGGGGAUUACCACGGAAAGUUCUGAAUCUUUGAACAAACUCCCUCUUCCCGAGUCCGUUCUUGGAUACUUCCCCAACGACACCAUUCGCCUUCCUCUUUUGACUUUUCUCAAAGGAUAUCUAAACAAAUUUGACAUGGAGCGCCGUGGCGAGCAUUUGCUGCCAUACUAUUCUGCCAAUUCUGUCCUUACCAUUUCAACUUCACCUUUUUUCUCCGGGGGCUGCGGUUACAGUGGAUUAUCCGGCAGUGGUGGCGGUAACAAUCAGCCGGUUUCAGCUACUAUAACAAUGCCAGAAACUGGCCGUCGUGUUCUCCUCUGUACUGCUCGCCUUCCUGAUGUCUACCUUUCUCGGAGCCGCAAUUUGCUGCGCUGCCGUGACGAAACACGUCGUCGCGAUCUGAUCGCUCGUGGUACUCUGGGCAUUGCAUCACAAUUGGAUUCCUUGCCAUGCACUGAACAUCUUUUAGAUACACUGUCAAUAGACGUCAUAUUUCAUUCGGUGCAUAAACUCUCUGUGCCCUCAAUUUCUUCGGCCGCCUCCUCAUGCCCUGCCAACCGCCCAGCUGAACUACGUAAAGUGUUGCGAUGCUUCAGCCGCACCAUGAUUUUGGUGGCGCCCGAGGGUCACAUCAUUCAAGAGGACUUCAUCAUCUCUAACCCAAGUCAUGCCCUUGUAAAGAAGCACAUCUUCGACGUAGAACAUUCAGCCAAAAUGACUAUUCCUCUACAGCCAAGUAAGGCUGGCGCCUUGGAAGCUCCCGUGACACCGGCCUCAAACUUGCCAACUUCAGCGACUUCGCGCGACGACCACUUACGCCUCUUCUGCCAGCGCACUGGGAUGAAUGAAGCGUUCGCCCGGCAAUGUCUUGAGGAGUAUCAAUGGGAUUUUGCUAGGGCUGCAGAAAGUUUUGACCUUAUGCAUGCGGCUGGCAGUAUUCCUGCCGCAGCUUUUGUCCGGUAA